Messenger RNA from Acipenser ruthenus (sterlet), 5948 nucleotides. RefSeq names its product centrosome-associated protein 350-like. The transcript is spliced from 9 exons. The record is from RefSeq and is a predicted model, not a curated record. NCBI's taxonomy places the organism in Eukaryota, Metazoa, Chordata, Actinopteri, Acipenseriformes, Acipenseridae. The coding region runs from base 325 to 1335 and encodes 336 amino acids.
UGGAUCAUGAGUUAGCACUAGACCAGAGGAUUAGCAGGAUUUAUUUAUUGCCAGAGCCAAGCACACACUGCUUAACAGUGUGACAUAGCAACUGCUGCUAGUUUGUACACACAGUGUCACCCUUCAGCAGGAAGCCUGGGUCUCUCUGACUCAAUACAUUUAUUUUCUUAUUCAUAAAAUCUUUGUACUUAUUUUACAUUAUGUUCAAGUGCUGGAGCGUAAGGAUUUAGGAUUAUCUUCAAAGCAAACUGUUACAUAAGGAGCAGAAAUGAACCACAGGUGUAUUUGUUUUGUCUGACUCAAUCGAACCCCUGCAUAGGAAACAUGGUCUUCUUUUUACUAUUCUGGUCAAUAAUAGAAAGGACGUUCAGGGGGAUAAUCGGCCUCUGGAGAUUUGUUUGGAAAUGUGCAUCUUGGUAUAUCAACACUGUGAUGGACAUUUUACAAUACUUAUAUAAGCUGAACCCAGUACCUGCAUUAACAGCUCUUGCUUUAAGUAAAUCAGAAGACCAGAGCAGUGCAAUAGAGACAGUUACUGAUUCACAGCCUCUGCUUGGAAAGUCAGCUUUUAAAGAGACAGAGAGUCUGAAGGAAGAGGAACCAAACUCGCACGACUGCGGUAAUCUAGUCCGCAAGAGACUAUUCAAAGCAGAGAGUGAAAUUCAGCUUCUGAAAUCUCAAAUCACCAAAGAAAAGGUGUUAUGGGAAGGCAGGUUUCAGGAGCUGCGGAGAAAACAGCGAGAGCUGAAAGAACAGCUCAGAUCAGAAGUGCAGAUGAGAACGGGCAAUCUUUCUAAGGAGGAAAUCAAUGACAUUGGCUUUGACAGGUUUGCUGUGAAUACUGCAGAUAAAGAUGAAGUGGAUAUGGCAACAGACGAAGGUAGUUCUUCAAAUGGGAUGACAGUUCCAUGUAAAAAUGUAGACCUGGAAGUGAUGUCAUUGAAAAGUAAGCUUUGCAGGAAUCGGAACAUUUCCAUUGGCUCCCAGUCACAGAGAGACCUGCCUGAGAGCCAGCACUCGUUAUCCCUGCCUCUGAAGAGUGCCAGCUCCAGACCCUCUUCCUCUAUGUCAAUGACAUCCAGUUUAGGGUCGCCCAGAAGCAGCAGCAAACCUAACAGGGUGUUUGUUCCACACUCCCACUUGGACCUGCGGAUCGGGCACAGAGUGAGGGUCCUGCUGCCUUCGGGCAGGAUCAACACCGGGAUAGUGCGCUUCCUGGGAUACCUCAAUGGCAUGCAGGACUUCUGCCUGGGGGUAGAGCUGGAGACUCCAGAGUAUGGACAACACGAUGCAAGCCUGGCCAUGGAGUCUUUGUCAGCUUCAACAAACUUUUAAUGGCUUGGGAGUAAAGCUAUGUAAGCCUAUCCAAUAUACUGUCAGACUGGAUGCCUUAAGUGAAAAUCAGAAAUGAUUUAGAAGUACAGACUGAAGUACGAUGCUUCAUUACGAUCAGAUUACUACCCGGAUCAUACUGUUUUGUUGGAAUUAUGACAGGAGAUGCAUUCAUCCUAUUGGGGUUCGUAGAAUGAAAACAAGACAAACACACUUCAAGCAGGAUUUCUUCAGAUACAAAGUACAUUGGUAAACAAUUAAUCUGAAAUGAAAAUGGAAGCGUUGGAAGAACAUUUAGACAUGCACUAAUAUGGGACAACUACAGUGUCCCCACAUGAAACUCAGAUCACUGGUUAUGGAGGUCAGCUUCAAAGACAUGGACAGCCCAAGACUGGCCCAGACAGAAGACGUCACCUAACGGAAUGUAAUUAGGGGCGGUACUUCCUGUAUCCAAGACUGUACAAUGACUGGCAUUUACGAGGACCAGUGUAAAAAAUGAUGACACUUCAUGGGCCAUCCUGGAGAACACCGUUCUCUGCAGAAUUCUGCUCUGAACUUCUCUGGUUUUUUGAAGUGAUACUGAAGGAAUGGUCAUGUAUCCCUUCAGUACAAUGUACACCUUGCACGCCUGCAGACACACUGUCUUUCUCUCUCCGUAGCUGCCCUUUGGCAGGGUUAGGGUGUUUUUUAAUUUCUAACAGGGGAACUGCAUCAGAAACAAACUUGCAAAAAAACGCAGACGAGGAAUGUCAAUGAAAACAAUAUCUAAAAUAAAUAAAUAAAAAUAAAACAAAUACUAAAAUACAGCAAUGGACACAAGUUACUGUCAGGUGUUUGGCUAGCAGAUACUUCCGUAUACAAGAAAAUAAAAAUGAAAGAAGUCCUUCAUAAAGACAGAACUCCACUCACAAAAGGAGACAGCUUUGGCAUUGUUAAGUGGUGAGUUUCUGGAAUGGGUUAACGCAGAAUGAUUCGCUCAAUACAACAUUGAGUCAGUUUAAUACUAAUGCUUUAUUAAAGUUAUAGAGAACAGCCAGCAAUGCAAGGAAUAGAAUACAAUUCUUAUUGUAUUCUAUUCAGGGAGCAGUCUUUCUUCAACAGUCCCUCUGAAUCUAACAAGAGGUCUAACACUACUCUUAUUUAGAGCAUUUGUUUUUCAAACUCAAUUCCAGCUGCUACUUCCUUUCCAUAACUUUCCUUUUGACCGCCUAAACCAGUUCUGCUGACUUACAUGUACUAAGGACAUAUAUUUACACUAGUACAAUAGACUAUACAAAUACAUAUACCAAUACAGCAACAGCAAGGUCUAUAAGGUAUUUCUUUACACAGUACAUUUUCACUCUUGCUUACACAGCGUUAGAACAACAUAGAUUUUGUCUCUCAACAGCAUAAUCAGUCUGAGGCAUCUGGCACUAGUCUAUGGAUAGGUAACCAUACUUGCCAACAUUUGAAUAGCUAACUAAAUGUUCACACGUUCCAUUGGCUCCCACAUUAUACUCUGAAUCAUACAAUCAAAUUGCAGCACCAGGGAGGAAACAAUAUGCUUUUCCAAUAUGACUGGAUAUGAAAUGUGUCAAUAAACUGAGAUCGGGUCAUGUUAUUAUUAUUAUUUGUUUAUUUGGCAGACGCCUUUAUCCAAGGCAACUUACAGAGACUAGGGUGUGUGAACUAUGCAUCAGCUGAAGAGUCACUUACAAUUACAUCUCACCCGAAAGACGGAGCACAAGGAGGUUAAGUGACUUGCUCAGGGUCACACAGUGAGUCAGUGGCUGAGGUGGGAUUUGAACCGGGGACCUCCUGGUUACAAGCCCUUUUCUUUAACCACUGGACCACACAGCCUCCACAUGUGCACACAAUCUCACACACAAUCCCUGCAAGGAAGUGCAUUGACAAGGGUCAGCAGCCACUAAAGAAAGAGAAAGAAGAAACACUACGGGCACGAGAGCGAACACCCUAGAGCUGUGAAGAAUUUCCAAAGGACUAAAUAUCGGGAUUUUCUUCCUAAGCAUCGGGACGCGGGACAUUUUGCUUGAAAAUCGGGACUGCCCUGACCAUAUAGGGACUAUUGGCAUGUAUGUAAACCUAUUACAGAAACUACUACAGCCCAGCUGGGAUUAGAUGACAAGGCUUUUCUGAUUGCAUGAAGAUCCUAAAUCCACGAUGCGUGUGUCAGAGUCUUGGUUAUGAAACAGGUACACAAAAUAGGCUUUAACAAAACUAUCCUUAAAAUAGUCCUUAAAGUGUUACAGAGCCCCCCACAUGGCACACAUUUUUUUCAAUUGUUUUGAUAUUUUUAUUCAUACAUCAAAGGUAAAUCAUCUAGGGAAUUCCUUUUGUUUGUUUGUUUUUGUUUUACUUUAUUCUAAACUGGCGAGUUCUCUCGAGUAAAUGUUGAAAAAUAUAUUGCUCAGGUGAUUUAUGACCCCAUGAUGUGUGAGUAAAAAUGUCAACAGGGUUGACAAUAGGGUUAAAAAUAUAAUGCUGUGAUAUGGACCAUGUGAAACAGCAAAGGUAACGUAAUGCGUAUCUUGUAAACUUGCUUUUCUGUAACACUUUCAAGUUGGGUUAUAAUUCACAUGGAUAGGAUGAUCAUUCACAAGGUAUCUUUUGAUUCCCUACUUCCAAGGAAUCUUUGAAACUCGCCACCUACAACAGGGAUCGAUUCCUGAGCAAGCAUAGAGACAAUCCUUUUAAUAAGUGUUUUCCAACAUUACCUCAUCCUAACCCCAGACCUAAGGCAUUUCAAGGAGAAGUGUUAAAGAGCAGCAGAACGGUGUACUUUUUUAUUGCACAAAAUCACUGCACACAGACAUGAACAAGUCCAAACAUAAAAUCCUCUUUUCAUCCUGAGCCUCAUUUGAAUAUACACAGGUGUCGAGAACGUGCUCAGACAAGACCAGGGCUCCCAGACAAACAUAGAAAGGUAGUGUUGUUGUAAAUGGCAGUUUUUGUAAGCUCUUGAGUUAACAUAUAGAAGACUAUCUUUCAUGCUGAAACGUGUGUUGGUUGUGUUCAAGUUGAAGUAUCACGUGGGGAUAAUAUUGAAAGCAGUAGUCUGCAUUGUAUUAUUAUUAUUUUUCAUAAAUUUUUUUUUUAGAAAAUGUACAUAGGCAGCAACUACUCAUUCAAAGAAGAUGUCUGUUUAAGUGUUGAGAGAUCAAGCAUAUUACUCAAAUCUACUGAGAGAAUCUCAUUGUGGCAUCUCCCUUGCAUUUAUUCAAAUCCAGUGAUAGAAUUGAUAUAAUUUAAGUCCACAGAUUUUUUAACCUUGAGGCAUCCUCAUUUGACCUAAAAACACACAAUCAGAUGUUUAAUUAUGUUAUCAAUUUUACCCCGUUUUUUUUCUGCCCAAUUUGCAAUACCCAAUUCGUAUGUCACCUCAACGCUGCUACCAAUUACCAAUCACCAAUCAGGAGAGACCUUCAUUCACGUGUUCCAGCCAAUCAGCUCUUUUUACGUGCCAGGCCUAAUCAAAGCAACUGAACCCAGGCGACCCAGCCCUGAACUUGUUGUGCAUCUGACCAGUAGGGGUCACAGCAGAGCAUUGAGGUGAAGCACAAAGGCCAGUACAAGAUUAGGAACUCUGCACGACUAGGAUUCAAAUCAGCAAGAUCUAAUCGUAUGACCCACCCUGCCCUCCAGGGCAAUAGUGCCUUUACUGGAUGAGUAACAAUCGAAUUGUGCUCUUAUGAUUAAAAUGUAAGUAGAGUAAUGUAAACAGGCAAAUUGAAGAAUGAACUAUAGAAGGCUGUAUAAACACCAAGGAAUUAUAUGUUAGUGUACAACUGACCGUGUUUAUGGGCUUUUCACAACCAGAGGGCUUUCAUAAAGAAACAUUUGAAAAGCCAUUCGAAAAUAAAACACCCCCUGAACCAGAGCCUAUGAUGGGAAGAGAGUUCCAGAGUCAAGGAUUGUAAUGAACUUGCAUCGUAAUAUUGUCACCCUUUAAUUUAUAAACCACACGUUUCACUGUUUAGAUCAUUGAGUGCAAUGCUUACAUCUUUGUCUUUGAUGUUACUAAAAAAAAAAAUCCUGAAAAAUGAUUAGGAACAACUUUCUAUGCAAAUCAAAAACUGCAUCUAAAGUAUUAAACUGCUGAACUGUAUAUCGGUGUAGGAAUUGUUUCCCUUAUUUGCAUAUGACUACAUUACAGAAACAAGGAAGUGAUCAGAAUAAAAACAUACAUCCUUCAAGAUAGAGGGUAGCUGACUGUAAUUAUCAAUGCCGGCUUUUUGCCAGCACUGCAUAGUGUUUCAUUCACCAGUAUCUUUCUUCCUGGUACUAGUCCCUUGUAUUCAAAUUAGUGUGCCUAUCUCUCAUAUUGCAACCAGCUUACCAGUAUUAAAUGCAACAAUUUUGAAUAUUUUGUACUUUUCCGCAGGUUCUGUAACAAUGUAUGAGAAAGAUUUGUAUAGCCAACUAGUCCUCAAGUCUUCAAACAAGAAUACAAAAAAAACAUAUUCAGUAUUUUAUAUUGUGUACUAAAUAUAUAUGUAUAUUGUUUAAUAUUGCAACUUUCGAAAAUAACUAAUAAAUAAUUUGUUUUAUAUUUUCUAAGACUUGAAACCAGCUGAGUACAGUUUAUUCUGUAGGUUUCACAGGUAUAAUUUCCUUGU